UCGCAGGGCGCGGCCCUCAGUCUGCAUAAACUAACGAGCGACAACACAUCUCUGACAAUUUUAGAAACUAUACACUUUUACUUUACAUUUUCGUAUUGACUACUUUUUUGUAUAUAUCUUUUACAAACGACUCUUUGAAACAAAAAUGGAUCUCAAAGGCAAGGUGGCUCUCGUAACUGGAGGUGCAUCUGGAUACGGAAAAGAAUAUUGCAAAGAACUUUUUAGGCACGGUUGCAAGGUGUCGAUAUGUGAUAUCAAUACAGAUGCAGGAGAAGACUUAUUACACCAGUUAUCAAAGACUGCCAAAGACAGAGUGAUUUUUUGUCCAUGUGACGUUACCGAUUACCCUCAAUUUGAAGAGGCAUUCCAAACUACAAUAUCAAAAUUAGGGGGCGUGGAUAUUGUUAUAAAUAGUGCAUCAGUAAUGAACGACAGACUCUGGGAACUCGAAGUAGAUGUUAACUUGAACGGUGUCAUCAGAGGGUUAUUAUUAGCGUUUCGUUUUCUGGGUAAAGACAGAGGCGGACCGGGGGGAAUUGUGGUUAAUACUGGCUCUAGCUGCAGUACUCAUCCCUUAGUGUCCCUGCCAGUUUUCACGGCCACUAAGCACGCGGUUGCAGCUUUAACCCGAUCAUAUGGGGAUCAAUACCACGUCAACUUAACGGGGGUUCGCGUGGUGGCUUUAUGUCCUUCGCCCACCGAGGCUGCCCUUAUUGGCGAUCCUCGUAAAAGGAUUCUCAGCGGGGAAUACGAACAAGCUUGGCAGAAAGAUAUUGGUAGUACGACAGCAGUUAAGCCUGAAAAUUUGACGAAGGCGCUCAUAGAACUUAUUCAAAAGGCUCCGAGUGGAUCCAGCUGGUUGGUGGAAAAUACAAAACCUCCAAAAGAGAUUACUCUAUUUUCCUAAUUUGGUCUUUAAUCAUCACGUCAUAGCACAAAAUUAAAGUUUUAUUUGGAUAGCUUCGCAGCGCAGUUUCAUGUUUCACUUAAGAUAAUUGAUAACAUAGUAAAUAGCCGAUACCUUAGUCCUCAUAACGCUUGUACGAUAAAGCAUGAUAUAUCAUGAUAGAUGUUAGUUGGUAAAAUUUAAUUUUUAUUACGUAAAUUAUUAUUGUAUUCAUUGUUAAUUGCUAACGGCUGAAAUUUUUAUCUUAUUGUUUUUAUUAAAAAAAUCAUAUAAGAGUGGAACUCAAAAUUAUUAAUUGUAUUGCUUAUUACCAUAACGUUUAUAAAUGAUUGUAACUUUUUUUAAAAUAAACAAGGGUAAU
Messenger RNA from Zophobas morio, 1268 nucleotides. RefSeq names its product 15-hydroxyprostaglandin dehydrogenase [NAD(+)]-like. Lineage: Eukaryota; Metazoa; Arthropoda; Insecta; Coleoptera; Tenebrionidae. Gene Ontology annotation, cellular component: cytoplasm. The transcript is spliced from 5 exons. The record is from RefSeq and is a predicted model, not a curated record. The coding region runs from base 146 to 907 and encodes 253 amino acids. Gene Ontology annotation, molecular function: oxidoreductase activity, acting on the CH-OH group of donors, NAD or NADP as acceptor.